This is a messenger RNA of Mangifera indica (mango), 4568 nucleotides long. Its product is annotated as FIP1[V]-like protein. Gene Ontology annotation, biological process: mRNA processing. The record is from RefSeq and is a predicted model, not a curated record. Lineage: Eukaryota; Viridiplantae; Streptophyta; Magnoliopsida; Sapindales; Anacardiaceae. The coding region runs from base 102 to 4259 and encodes 1385 amino acids. The transcript has 9 exons.
UGUUUUCGGAAACACUAAAAACCAAAAACAAAAAUAUAAAUACCAAACCUCAAACCCCUUCUUCCCUUUCUCCUUCGGCUCAUCUCUCUCUCUCAUCUUCAAUGGAAGACGACGACGACUUCGGGGAUCUUUACACCGACGUUCUCCAGAAGUUCUCAGUUCCGCAGCCUCAUGGUAACUCUCCCACGCCCGCGCCAGCUCCUGGUCCGGCUCCCUCUCCCUCUCCCGCUCCCGCUCCCACUCCCGCUCCCGCUCCCGCUCCCGCCUCUGUUCCCCGUCAAAUGGAUCUCAACUGGAAAUCUGAUCCUAAAUCAGUCGCUUCUUACCUUAAUUCCACUCCAAAUGAUUCAUCCACAUCGCGGCCGCUGUUCCAGGAGAGGUACGCGCCUUCACGCGCGGGGGAUGUGGACGGUGUUGGUAAAGGCGGUGAAUUGGCUGAGAACGAUGUGAAAUUUGAUAUUGAGGAUGGAAAUAAUGGGGUUUUGAACGAUGACGUGGCGGUGAUCCCCGGGAUUGGGAGCGAGUUUGUUGUGAAGGCGGAGAAGAACGAGAGGAGGGGCGGGACGGGGAGCGGAAACGACGUAGCGGCGGGAGAGGAAGAAGAAGAUUGGGAUAGUGACAGUGAUGACGAUUUGCAGAUUGUGUUGAAUGAUGAGAAUCACCGGCCUGUGGUGAUCAAUGAAGGUGGUGGUGGUGGUGGUGGUGAUGACGACGACGACGAGGAUGGGGACCCACUGGUGAUAGUUGCUGACGUGGACGCGAAUAAUCAGGGUUUGUUGAUGGAGGAGCAAGAUUGGGCAGGACCAGAAUCAGGUGGAGAUGAAGCGGCUGCGGCUGGUAGUGUUGCUGAGGGAGGAGUGGAGAAGGAGGGUCUAGAUAGAGUGAAUGGUGGUGCGGCGGGGGGUGUGGCUGCAGCCGCUGCAAAGAUUGGGUACAGCAAUCAUUAUGGGUAUCAUAAUCCGUAUCAUUCUCAGUUUAAGUAUGUUAGACCAGGUGCAGCCCCAAUACCUGGACCAACUACUGUUGGUUCUGGUGUAGCCCCAGGUCAAGUUCGUCCUCUUAUCAACAUGGGUCCCAUUGCUGGCCGUGGUAGAGGGGACUGGCGACCAACUGGAUUGAAAAAUGCUCCUCCAAUGCAGAGAGGUUUUCCUGGAAUGCCUGGCCCUGGUAACAAUACGGCUGGACGCGGUUUCGGAGUUGGACUGGAAUUCACACUUCCUUCUCACAAGACUAUAUUUGAUGUUGACAUUGAUGGUUUUGAAGAUAAACCGUGGAAAUACCCUGGUGUUGAUGUAUCAGACUUCUUCAAUUUUGGUUUGACUGAGGAGAGCUGGAAGGAUUAUUGCAAACAGCUGGAACAACACCGCUUAGAGACUACCAUGCAAAGCAAAAUUCGUGUUUAUGAAAGUGGACGAACAGAUCAGGAGUACGAUCCAGAUUUGCCUCCAGAAUUAGCAGCAGCAACUGGUAUUAUAGAUGUUGCAGCUGAUAAUGCAAAUGUUAGAAAAUCAGAUGUUGGACAAAGUGAUUUAGCGAAAGGACCUGCUCGUGUGCGACCUCCAAUGCCAACUGGGAGAGCAAUACAGGUGGAAGGUGGUUAUGGUGAACGUCUCCCCUCUAUUGACACUCGUCCACCUCGUAUCCGUGAUUCAGAUGCAAUCAUUGAGAUUGUCUGCCAGGACUCUGUAGAUGAUGAGUCAUCUGUAGGUGAUGGUGACCAAGAAAAUGAUCUUGCAAGAGAGGAUCUUAGAGGAGGAAGCCAUGCAGCUGAAGAUGAGAUGGGGCCCGUGGACAACAAAUACUUUGAUGAUUUCCCAGGGGCUCUUGAUAGUUGCAAGAGGGAGUUGGUUGAAUGUAGGGCACCAUUUGUAAAUUCUCAUCAAAAUAAUAUGCCUGAAGGAGAGGAGAUAUUGCCGUUCCCUCCUGAAACAUCGAAGCAGUAUCAUCCUGGUUCCAGGGGGCAGACUUCUAAGUAUCCUGGAGAAAAUGCUGGAACAUCUCACAAUGAGAGGCAGAUACAGGGAAGAACACAUGAUAGAUCUCCUCAUUUGACUCCUAGUCGAAGCCCACAGGGUAAGAGUUUCCAUGAUAAUCAAGAUGAAGAAUCAGUUGAAAGCAUUCAGGGUAAGCAUAGUCCAUCAUCUUCUCUUGCUGUGGCGAGGGAUGCCAGGGAAUUGAGUGUUGAGAAUAAUGAUAUGCAUGAUGAGCUUGUGCCAGGGGAUGGAAGCUCUGCAAUGGACAAAGAGGAAACAAAUACAAUAAGUGCAAGUGAUACCCAUAAAGAUGGGAAUUCACUUUGUUCUAUGAAGAAACAAAAAUUAGGCUCACAAAUUGGACAACCAGAUCUAGAAUUUGAUGAUGAGGAGGAUUCUAGGGCUGCAAGGAGUAGUGAAAACAGUAAAGCAAGAUCUGGCAGUAGCCGAGAUAAUAAGAAGUGGCGUGAUGGUGCUGAGGACGAAGUUAUGCAAGAUAGUCGUUCUACACGCAUAGGGAAUGUAAAAAAGCACCUUGAGGAAAAUGAACAGAUUUUCCAAAGAAAAGAUAAGGAAGGGAGACAAGAUAUUGAAAGAAAUCGCAUGGCUGUGAAGGAGAGGGAGGGUUCCUAUUCUAACAAAGAUUUGGAUCCCAGCAUGGUUCAUCAUGUGCAUAUGAAAGCUGAGGGUUUUGAUCGGCGAAAGGAGCGGGAAAAUCCUGAUGCAGUUUGGCAAAGGAGAGAUGAUGAUCCUUUUAGCAGAAAAAAUAGAACUGAAGACUCUAGGAAGAGGGAGCGUGAGCAUGGUGAUGACAUGGGACCAAGGCAUAGGAGUAAGGCUCGGGAUAGCGAGAGAAGUGACAAAGAUGAAUAUCAUUUUUCAAGAAAACAAUUGGAUAAUGGCAGCUAUAGGGUUCAUUAUGACAAGGAUCCUAGCUCGCGACACAGUGAGAGAGAUGAUAAUUUGAAGGGUAGGUAUGAAAUGGUGGAAGAUUACAUAAGCAAGAGAAGAAAAGAUGAUGAAUAUUUAAGGAGGGACUAUGCUGACAAAGAUGAAAACUUGCAUGGCCCCCGAGAUAUCACUAGUCACCGAAAGCGAGAAAGGGAUGAUAUUUUGGAGCUGCGGAAGAGAGAUGACCAACAACGAAUUAGAGAGAAUUUUGAUGACCACCAUGCUGUUAGACACAAAGAUGAGGUCUGGCUGCAGAGAGAAAGGAGGGAGAGGCAGAGGGAGAGGGAAAGGGAAGAAUGGCAUAGGCUAAAACCCCAUGAGGAACUUCUUCCAAAGAGCAAAAGAGAAGAUGGACGGCGUGGUGUAAGGAUUGGGCGUAAUUCAGAAGACAAGGCAUGGGCUGGUCAUGCUAGGAUGAAGGAUGACUACAAGGGUUCUGAUAAAGAGUACCAACUCAAAGACUCUGCUCGUCAGAGUGAACUGAAGAGAAGGGAGCGAAUUGAGGAUGAAAAUUUCUCAAACCAUCGAGGACGUGAGGAUGUUUAUGCACGGGGAAAUCAAUUUAUCAAUGAGGAGAAAAAAUUGAGGCAGGAAAGAUCGGCUUCUCAUAAUGAUCGUGCUGUUAAUUCUUCUGAUAACUCUAGGGUGACUGAGAAAAAACAUAAAGAAAGCACAAGGAAAAAUAAGGAAUCUGAAGGUGGGGGUCACAACAGUUCGGCUGCUUCCAGGAGAAAUCAAGAAGACCAAAGUGGUCAUAGUAGUGAGAUGGGUUUGAAGGUUGCCUUCAAUCAAGGAAACGGUGAGAAAGAGAAACCAGUUCACCACAACUCUUCCAGAAAACAGAAGGAAGAAGCUUCCUCAGAUGAUGAACGGCUAGAUUCAAGGAGAGGGCGCUCGAAACUGGAACGUUGGACUAGCCAUAAGGAGAGGGAUUUCAGUAUCAACAGCAAGUCAUCAGCUUCUUUGAAGUUUAAUGAUAUUGAUAGGAAUAAAAAUGGUGUAUCUUUAGAAACAAGCAAAUGUACCGAGGAAUCUGCUACAGCACUUGAACCCGUAAGUAAGCAACAUUCCUUGGCUGAUAAAAAAGAUAUUGCUGAUCCAGAGACCAAGGGUGUCGACACAAAACUGUUGGAUGAUCGUCACCUUGAUACUUUUGAGAAGCUGAAGAAGCGAAGUGAGCGAUUCAAACUCCCAAUGCCAAGUGAGAAGGAUGCUGUGGCACUAAAGAAGGAGAGUGAGACACUACCCUCUGCAAAACCUGAGAAUCAGACUCCUGCUGAUUCAGAAAUUAAACCAGAGCGCCCAGCUCGGAAACGAAGGUGGAUCAGCAACUAAUUGUGUAAGCAAGAAAUGCAGUUCAUCGGGUUUUGUUGAUUUCCCCAUUAUGAAAGAAUCCCUCCCUGAUUUCUUGUUAUGUAACCCUGAAGGUCCAAUUGCGCCUUGAUGUCAUAAAAUGGCGUCGCUAGGGUUCUUGGGAUCACCAUGUACCUCAGCUAUAGAAUUAUGUUCAUGUAACGCCGCCAGCAACUGUAUACUUUUUUAUAUUAUGUGUAUAUACACUAGUGAAUGUAUUACUGAACUGGUCACUAAUGGUGGCACAGAAUUGCAUUUAGAGUCAAUUUGAAUUGUAUUGCUCAGAUUCAA